Molecule: messenger RNA, 1560 nt
Organism: Linepithema humile (Argentine ant)
Lineage: Eukaryota; Metazoa; Arthropoda; Insecta; Hymenoptera; Formicidae
Product: cytochrome P450 6A1-like
Molecular function (GO): heme binding; oxidoreductase activity, acting on paired donors, with incorporation or reduction of molecular oxygen; iron ion binding
Source: RefSeq, a predicted model, not a curated record
UCUAACAUAAUAUAAACAUUUCAAACGUUUACUUUUAUGAACGCUUGCUCGUCCAAAUCAUUAGAAUUGUUCUCUUUUAAAUAGAUGAAAUAGUGAAAAGUAUAUGUAUAAAAUUUGUAUUAGUGUGUGGCUGAAUACUCUUGAUAUUUAAACGCUUCUUCCAUUUUUUAUCACACACCAAAGAUGUUAGGAUUUCUUGAAAUUUUAUACGUAUUCAUCGCUUUCUUUAUUGUACUAUAUUAUUAUUACAAGAUAAAAUUCAAUUUCUGGAAAAAGCGUGGUAUACCUGGGCCCAAACCUAUACUAUUUUUCGGCAACACAAAAGAUGUCAUAUUGCGAAGAAUGAACAUAAUGGAUUUUCACAAAGAGUUAUACAAUAAGUAUAGAAAUGAGCCACUAAUAGGAUUUUUCUACCAAACAGAGCCAUUUUUAUUCGUCAAUGAUCCUGAAAUGAUCAAGGAUGUCUUAAUUACAGAUAGUGCAGUAUUUGCAGGACGAGGUUCUAAUUAUUCUGAAAAGGCAGAUCCGUUAGACCAUCAUAUUUUCAAUAUGAAAUCAGACAAAGCGAAACUUAUAAGAGCAAAAGUAUCGCCUAUGUUCACAGCAAGCAAACUUAAGACCAUGGUUCCUUUAUGUCUAGAACGCUCGGAGAUUUUCAAAGAUUGGUUAGACACGCUGUUAUCGCGAAAUGAGAAGAUAAAUUAUAGUGACGUGAUAGAAAAAUAUACCAAUGACUUGAGUACUACUUGUCUAUUUGGUUAUGACUUGGAGGCUCUCAAAAAUGGUGAAAAUAAAGUUUUACAACAAAUAAGAAAAAAAGUUAAUGCCAAUACAUGGAAAAAUAUAUGCAAAUCAUUGCUACCAAAUAUAGUAAUGCAGAAAAAAUUAUAUGAUUUAAUCGGUUACUAUAUGUUUGGCAAUGCGCAAAAAUGGCAAUUUUUUACCGCAUUAGUCAAAGAUAUUGACAGUUACAGAAAAAAAUAUGGUAUUGAUAGGCACGAUCUUACUGACGUGAUCAUGGGAUUGAAACAAAACGAUCAGUUGGUUGUUGCAAAUGUCUUUACAUUUCUUUUGGGCGCAUGUGAUACAACUUCCGGAACAAUAACUAAUAUAAUGUAUGAAUUGGCUUUAAACCAAUCGAUCCAGGAUAAACUCCGUGAAGAAAUCAAAAGUGUACGCGAAAGGAUUAACGGAAAAGAAAUAACAUAUGAUGAUAUGAACACAAUGGCUUACUUGGAUGCGGUAUUUAAAGAAACGCUCCGAAAAUAUCCGCUAGGAGAGAUAAUAAUGAGACAGGCUAUGUCACUCUACACUUUUAGAAAUUCUGAAGUCACCAUCCCGAAAAAUCAACUAGUUGGUAUACCUGUUUGUGGUAUUCAUUAUAAUCCAGAUAUAUAUCCGAAACCAGAAGUUUAUGAUCCUGAAAGAUUCAUAAACCAUCGAUCCAAAAACAUCAAAAAAUUCCAUGUAUUAUUUCCCCUUCGGACAUGGUCCAAGAAAUUGGUGAACGGUUUGGGAAAUUGCAAACAAAAAUAUAUAUAUGGAUUAUUACUAUCAUAG